AUGAAAUGGAGGUUUCUUCGGGAUCGGAGCUUGCAGAUGGAGAAUCCAAACAAGAAGAAUUCUUUUUCAUCGGUGACUAAGGGAUUAGAUGGCUCUCUAAACUCGUUUUUUGAUGGCAACGCUUCUGAUGAUGAUAAUUUGAUUGAAGGUGAGGAGGAAGAUAGCUCCUGCCCGAUAAUUAGGCUAACCAAGGAAGAAAAGAAAAGGCUGCGUAAACCUUGGAAAGAUGCUCUGAUUAUCAAGUUGUUUGAUAUGCGUUUAAGCUAUGAUGUUCUGAUUAUACGCUUAAGAGUAAAAUGGUGCUUGAAAGGGGACAUCUCUCUAACAGAUAUUGGAUGCGCAUACUAUAUUGUGCGAUUUAACAACCUGGAAGACUAUGAAUUUGUGCUUGCUCAAGGACCUUGGGUGAUAGGGUCAAAGAUUGGGAAGGUGAUUAGGAUUGAUAAGCACACUGAGUCUCAAAGCAGAGGUCAGUUUGUUAGAUUUAGCAUUGAGGUGGAUCUAACCAAACCUCUUUUAUCCAAGUUUCGAAUGAAUGGUAGGAUAUGGAAAAUUCAGUACGAAGGUCUUCGAAUGAUUUGCUUUAAAUGCGGCAAGCUUGGACAUAAGGAGGAACAAUGUGAUAUUCUUCAUAAGGAUGAAAACAGUAGCAAUGCUCAUGACAAUGUGCUGCACAACAAUGAUAUUUCAAGAGCCAAGGCUUCUAAACCUGAAGUUCAUGACCAAUUUGGUGCAUGGAUGAUUGUCCAAAGGGGUAGCAAGAAACCUAUCUACAAAGGAAGGCCUGAGCAGUCAGUUAAGGGUGCCCAAGUCCAAGGUAAAAGUGAGCCAGCAAAGCAGAACCUAAAAUUGGGACAUGUGCAGGCUAAACAGAAAUCUCCUAAUGUGGAAAAAGAAUUGAGAAAACAAAUGCCUAAACCUACGGGGUCCCGAUUUGAUAUCCUUCAAAAUGAGGCUGCAAGUAUGGAAGGCACUUCUGUACUCCCUGAGAAUCAACCUAAAGACAUGAGUGAGAAUGGGAAAUCUGAUAGGAAAAACUCUGGCAAGAGCAAUGUUGCUCUAGGAAACGCAGUUAAUUUAGGAGAUGAUAUCAUGAUUGAAGAUGUGGGAGUUCCACAAGGAAAUAUUUCCGAUUUGGGAGGUACUGGGAUUGAUUUAGGAGAACCUAUUGUUAGGCUAGGGAAUUUUCAAGCUAAGGAGAAAGGAGUAAAUUUUGGAAACAAAUUUUUUGAUCGAAAUUUGGGUAAGGAAUAUCUUAUUCCUAAAGAUUCUGUUUUAAUUCCGAAAGGAAAAGAUUGUGAUAAAUCUUUAUCAAGUAAGGAGAUUUCGGUUGAAAAAAGAUUACCUUUGGUAACAAAAAAUAAAAUAACAGAGAAUUAA
Chenopodium quinoa (quinoa) is the source of this 1380-nucleotide messenger RNA. RefSeq lists its product as uncharacterized. The coding region runs from base 1 to 1380 and encodes 459 amino acids. NCBI's taxonomy places the organism in Eukaryota, Viridiplantae, Streptophyta, Magnoliopsida, Caryophyllales, Amaranthaceae. The record is from RefSeq and is a predicted model, not a curated record. Gene Ontology annotation, molecular function: zinc ion binding; nucleic acid binding. The transcript has 2 exons.